This is a messenger RNA of Kalmanozyma brasiliensis GHG001, 1575 nucleotides long. Its product is annotated as Ion channel regulatory protein, UNC-93. Bases 1 to 1575 code for a protein of 524 amino acids. The transcript has a single exon. NCBI's taxonomy places the organism in Eukaryota, Fungi, Basidiomycota, Ustilaginomycetes, Ustilaginales. The record is from RefSeq and is a predicted model, not a curated record.
AUGUCGAGUCCUUCCGCUGCUCCCAAGGCGGUCGUCGAUGACGCCGGCAGCGCCGACAACAAGUCGCUCAACAGCUCCGAGCAGGUUCCUGUCGUCUCCAACCAGCCGGCUCACGAAAGCAAGGCCAAGGAGACCUUCCUCGAAGUCAUCGGCCUGCGUGACCCCAAGCCUGAGGCUCGUGUGGCCUGGGAUGGUCGUAACCGCAGCUGGUUCCGCUCCACUUUCUUCCAAAUUACGGUUUUGGGCGGCUGUUCAUUUCUCGCGCCCGGAAUUUGGGGCGCGAUGGCAGCACUCGGCGCCGGUGGUUCCCAGGACCCCAGCACCGUAAACGCCGCCAACUCUCUCACUUUCGCUCUCAUGGUCGUCACCUCUCUCUUCACUAGCUCCCUCAUCAACGCAACGUCCGUCAAGGUGGCGCUCGCGCUGGGAACAAUGGGGUAUGCUCCAUACGCCGCCGGUCUCUACCUCAACAGCGUCAACGGUACCCAGUGGCUCAUCAUCCUCGGCGCCGCCCUCUGCGGUAUCUCGGCCGGUACCUUCUGGUCCGUUGAGGGUGCCAUCGCCCUCGGCUACCCCGAGAGGUUGAAGCAGGCCCGCUACAUCUCGUACUGGCUCAUGUGGCGUGUCCUCGGCCAGCUGCUGGGUGGCAUCAUCAACCUCGCCCUCAACUACAAUGAUGCUGAGCGCGGUUCGAUCUCGACCAACACCUACCUCGUCUUCGUCGUGCUUCAGUGCUGCGGUCCUUUCGUUGCCAUGCUUCUGUCGCCCCCGCACAAGGUGCAGAGGACCGACAAGACGCCUGUCUACCUGCACAUCGAGUCGUCCACCCGCCGCGAGCUCAAGCUGAUGUGGAAGACCAUCACCAAGCCCCAGGUCCUCCUGCUGCUGCCGAUCAUCUGGCAGUCGACCUGGUCUGAGGCACUCAUCGGCACCUACGCGGUGAACUACUUUACCGUCCGUUCGCGUGCCCUCGGCUCCCUGCUCUCUGCCGUCACGGCGAGUCUGUCGAACUACGCGCUCGGUUUCUUCCUCGACUGGAAAAAGCCCACUGUCAACUCGCGUGCCAAGUCGUCCUUCAUCGCUGUCUACGCCCUCCAAGCCGCGUGGUGGGCGUGGGCCAUCUACAUCAUGCACGAGUACCACGUCACCGAACCCAAGCCCACCUUUGACUGGACCACCCCCGGCUACGGUCGCGGCUUCGGCGUCUACAUCUUCCUCCAGAUCGGCUUCAACGUCAUGUACGAGCUCAACUACUGGAUCAUCGGCAACAUCAGCGAGGACCCUGCGGAGAUCAUUCGUCUUGCCAGUAUCGUCCGCGGUGUCGAGAGCGCCGGUCAGUGCGUGUCGUACGGUAUCAACAGUACGACGCUCCGACUGGAUGCUGUUGCCGGCAUCAACACGGCACAGUGGGCCCUGUCGAUCUUGCCCGCUUGGCUCGUCGUCAAGAAGAUCGGUAUCCUGGACGAUGGCACCAAGAUCCACGAGGCCAGGACGUACGCCGCCGAGGAGGACAGGAAGGGCCUCAAGGAUGCUGGCCUCAAGACUGCCGAGUACGAUCUCAAGGGCGAUCUUUAG